CCCACUCCCCUCCUCUCUCUCUCUCUUUGCGCGCUUUUUGAGCAGUUGUGGGAGACAGGGCAGUGGAAGAAAGGAAGUGCUCUCCUUUCUAUCCUCUCCGGGUGCGGCGAUGGCGACUAUGGCGGCUUGACGCCUUUUCCUCCCCACUCUCGAUCUGCCGGUUUCGCCCCCUCAUCCGGCGCUCCUUCCGUUGGAUUCUUGAGGACUAUGCUGCUGGAUGGGUGGGGGGUUGGAUUUACCAGCACAUACACAAAGCAUCUGAUUCUGCAAUAUGGAAACAUGAGCUGCUAAUUAUUCGGAAAAGCGACCAGUUUCCCUUUUUUUUCCCAAUAGAACUCGGGUGAUGAGUAUCAGCGUGACACGCAUGAACCUACAUGUAUUUCCUCCCCCCCCCCAGACUACCCUUGAGAGCUUCAUCAAGGAGUUGUCAUACUAGAGUAUCUUGCAGUCACCGCUACAGAGUUUUGUGUUCUUCCAGUCAGCAUCAAGUGAAUCAUAUCAGCUAAGCUUGAUGGGUUCCAGAUUCCCAUCACAUCAGCUCAGCAAUGGCCUGUAUGUUUCAGGCCGGCCCGAGCAGCCAAAGGAGAAGCCCCCAACAAUGAGUUCUGUAGCAAUGCCAUACACUGGUGGAGAUAUUAAAAGAUCUGGAGAACUUGGAAAAAUGUUUGACAUUCCUGUUGAUAACUCAAAGUCAAGGAAAUCUGGUCCUAUUACAAAUGCUCCUUCAAGGGUUGGAUCAUUUGGAGGUGGUGCUCAUUCAGGGUCUGUCAUGUCUAGCUCUGGUGGUCGGUCUAACUAUUCGUCUGGUCCAGUUUCAUCUGCAGGAAUUCCAGUUACUGGGAGCUCAAGUAGACAGAAAUCCAGUUCUGGACCUCUUAACAGACACGGUGAUUCAGUCAAGAAGUCAUCUGGUCCUCAAUCUGGAGGAAUCACCCCAAUGGCUCGCCAAAAUUCUGGUCCCGUUCUUGCAGUGCUUCCAGCCACAGGACUCAUCACUUCUGGACCAAUUUCCUCAGGGCCACUAAAUUCAUCUGGUGCCCCCCGAAAAGUAUCUGGCCCUUUGGAUUCCACUGGGCCAGCCAAGCUACAUAGCACUUCCAUUGCACACAACCAAGCUAUCACUAAUCUCAGCCAGGAGGUUGAAAAUUCUUUCAAGAGCAAUUUCCCCAAACCAAUAUUGUGGGCCGUGGUUCUUCUGUUUGUGAUGGGGUUCAUUGCUGGUGGAUUUAUCCUUGGAGCUGUUCACAAUGCUAUUCUUCUCAUUGUUGUUGUCAUUUUCUUUGGUGCUGUUGCUGCACUUUUCAUUUGGAAUACUUGUUUGGGAAGAAGAGCCAUGAUAGGGUUCAUUGCCCGCUAUCCUGAUGCUGAGCUAAGAACUGCAAAAGAUGGUCAAUAUGUCAAGGUCUCUGGGGUGGUUACCUGUGGAAACAUUCCCCUGGAGUCAUCCUUCCAAAAGGUGCCCAGAUGCGUGUACGCAUCUACAAGUUUAUACGAGUACAGGGGUUGGGACUCUAAGGCUGCCAAUCCUCAUCAUCGCCAUUUUACUUGGGGGCUUAGAUCAAUGGAGAGACACGUUGUCGACUUUUACAUCUCUGAUUUUCAGUCCGGAUUACGAGCACUGGUCAAGACAGGCUAUGGUGCGAAAGUGACUCCAUAUGUUGAUGAGUCUGUUGUUGUUGACAUUAAUCCAAGCAACAAAGAUUUGUCUCCUCAAUUCCUUAAGUGGUUGGGGGAGAGGAACCUUUCAAGUGAUGAUCGCGUGAUGCGCUUGAAAGAAGGGUAUAUCAAGGAGGGAAGCACUGUAAGCGUAAUGGGGGUUGUCCAGAGAAAUGACAAUGUCUUAAUGAUUGUUCCUCCAUCAGAGCCAAUAUCUACAGGAUGCCAGUGGGCCAAGUGUAUACUUCCUGCAAGCCUUGAAGGAGUAGUUUUGAGAUGUGAAGACACUUCAAAGGUCGAUGUCAUACCAGUAUAGCAAGUGCAAUGUUGGUUGGGUGGUGGUCAGGCGUAUGCCACACUUCCAGGGUUUGUUGGCAUGGCAGUGACGAGUGCCUGAAAGACGACAGAUUUAUGAUAUUAAGUUGGAGAUGUUUUUCUUGGCCUCUAUUGUAUAGCUUUCUCUGGUUUCUCCUUGUUUUAUUCAGUAGGCUUAAAAGAUUUUGUAGCAAGGAUCUCUUGAUGUGUUUUGGAAAGUAGUAGACAAUGUGACGUGGGCAUAUGCUAGAAAAUAUUUGAGCUAUUGUCUGAAAUCAGAUUUGGCCCCUCUCUCUCUCUCUCUCUGAGAUGAUGGGCAUGGCUGAUUAUAAGAUGCUUUGACAGAUAAUGGAUGUAAGCUCAUGGGUCUGUAAGCGUUUUGUAGCGGGACAGGCAAUUAAUUAUGCUUUCAUACAA
This is a messenger RNA of Elaeis guineensis (African oil palm), 2388 nucleotides long. RefSeq lists its product as uncharacterized. The record is from RefSeq and is a predicted model, not a curated record. Lineage: Eukaryota; Viridiplantae; Streptophyta; Magnoliopsida; Arecales; Arecaceae.